This is a messenger RNA of Schizosaccharomyces japonicus yFS275, 2088 nucleotides long. Its product is annotated as alpha-1,2-mannosyltransferase. Gene Ontology annotation, cellular component: Golgi membrane; membrane; endoplasmic reticulum. The coding region runs from base 175 to 1371 and encodes 398 amino acids. Gene Ontology annotation, biological process: protein O-linked glycosylation via mannose; glycoprotein biosynthetic process. NCBI's taxonomy places the organism in Eukaryota, Fungi, Ascomycota, Schizosaccharomycetes, Schizosaccharomycetales, Schizosaccharomycetaceae. Gene Ontology annotation, molecular function: mannosyltransferase activity; alpha-1,2-mannosyltransferase activity. The transcript has a single exon. The record is from RefSeq and is a predicted model, not a curated record.
UCUGACUUCACAGCCCGCACGGCAUGGUCAUUGUGGCAUUGGUGCGGCUUUAAUAUCCACGCUUUUGUCUUCUUCCUCUUGCCUAGAGCGUCUACUUAAACCGAAACGUCGGUUGACCUGUGAAACAGAAAAAACAACUUUUGGAAGGGAGCUAGACGCACCAGCCGACACACGAUGAUCGGUUUACCUAAUAGACUUGUUCGAUUUGCGAUCGUAGCGUCCAUCGUCUUGACGUUCAUUUUUCUUGGAUUUACGCAGACGGACAAGAUUCGCCAAACUUUGGAUCUGCAAAAAUCCGGUAUUUUGGGCGGCAACAGCGAAAAGAAGCCAGAGGCUCCUCAUGAGUACUACGAAAUAAAAACGCACAAGUCGCAACCGAACACGGAUUACCUCCCAGAUGGCCGGGUCAACGCAGCAUUCGUUACUCUGGUUCGCAAUGAGGACUUGCACGACAUGCUUUUGUCCAUUGAGAGACUCGAAAACCGCUUCAACAAGCGUUACCAUUACCCUUGGGUAUUUUUGAACGACAAGGAGUUCACGGAAGAGUUCAAGACGGCCAUUCGCGCCGCUGUCUCCGGCGGUGCUGAGUUUGGCUUCGUUGAACCAAAAUACUGGAGUAUUCCCUCUCACAUUGACCAAGACAAGAUGCACGCUUCUUGGAGAGACAUGGAAAAAAACAAUAUCAUUUACGGCGGCUCCGAGUCUUACCGUCACAUGUGCCGAUUCGAGUCUGGUUUCUUCUACCGCCAUCCCCUCGUUUCUCAGUACGAGUACUACUGGCGCGUGGAGCCUUCGGUCGACUUUUACUGUGACAUCGACUUCGAUCCCUUUGUGUACAUGAAAGAAAACGAGAAGCUGUACGCUUUCACCAUUUCUCUGCACGAGUAUGCUGAAACGGUUACUACGCUUUGGGAUGUUACGAAGGCUUUCGUUGCUGAGCACCCUACAGCCAUUCAUCCCAACAACACGCUGGAGUUCAUUUCUGACGACAAUGGUCAGUCCUACAACAUGUGUCAUUUCUGGUCCAACUUUGAAAUUGCUAGUGUCAACUUUUGGACAAGUGAGCCUUAUGCCUCGUAUUUCGAGUAUUUGGAUCGCAUGGGCGGUUUCUUCUAUGAACGUUGGGGAGAUGCUCCCGUUCACAGUAUCGCUGCUGCUUUGUUUAUGGACCGUAAACACUUGCACUUCUUCAACGAGAUUGGAUACUAUCAUCCCGGUAUUACCCAUUGCCCUAUUGAAGACGAGUUCCGUUCUAAGUGUUCUUGCAGACCAUCUGACACUAUUGACUUCAAUGGUUACAGUUGCAACAAGCACUGGUAUGAGGUGAUGAACAUUCCUUUCCCUCAGAACUACGAGCUUUAUCUCAAAUAAAACAGCCUGCCCGUCAAGUCUUGCAGGAUGCUACUGACCACCAACGGGUACGAAUAUGCCCCCCGUUUCAUUUCUUUUUUAAAAUUUCUACCGUUUUGUUUAAAGUGAAUUUGACUCGUACCGAUUUACGCUUUUCCACAACACCUUUUUUCUCUUUUUCUUGGGCAGCCUUUUGAAAGCGGCUGUGAGAUCAUGCUGGUUGUGAUGCGCACAUGCCAUAUACAUUGACUGCCUUUUUGUUUUUUUGCUAAGAAAUGUGAAAAUUGUUGUCUACGUUUAUUGCAAAACCUUGAAUGAUACACUGAAACCAUGUGUGUCAGUACGGAGACCGGACGAUGAAAACGUUCAACAAGACGACAACAACAACACUUCACGCUAAACGAUAUAUAAAUUCUUUGCUUGCAUUAUCAACAUUUCAUUUCCUGCCAUGCUCUACGAGACGACGCACGGCUGGCUAUGGGAAGGGAGCCCAACUGUCAAUAGGCCUGCACAGGGCGAAUACAAUAAGAAAAAAAGAAUGCUGCUAGUGUCGAGUGAAGGAGCGUUUGUAGGUUCAUUAGUAAAAUUGCACCGAAACACCUCCCAGUUGCUCUGUUCGCCCUUUUUAUGUUUGUGUAUGUAUGUGUAAGUGAAAGUAGCAGCAGCAGCAGCAAAUAAGUUGUAGUAGUAAAGUGAAUAAGUCUUGAACAAAUUGCAAACCCGUUUCGUAACGCGACA